UUUUUUUUGUGUUGCGCUCGCAUUUUGGCCCCGUCGAGUCGUUAACUGUACGCGCUCGCGUGCGCAACGUGUCGAGGAUGCCGCAGAGUUCAGAACAAGCCGCGUCGCUGCUCGCCGCGCAGGCGCUUAAGGAAACGUCGCCGCAACAGCUGCCGCUGCCCUUUGCCGAUGAUGAAGUGACGGAUGAGGAGGAGCAACUACCGUUAAUAAAUCGCAAGCUCUCUUUAAAGCAACGACGUCGCAUUGAGCUGCCACAGCUGCAAGUAGUCCAUGAGCUGCCAUCGCCAGAGCUUGGCUCGGUUAACUCAGUUAACUCUGCUGUCACACCGGAAACGGAAGCGGAAAGCGCUGAGCAGCAGCGCUGUCAUGGCCUCCGGCGUAAUUCCAUUUCGCUGCCAUCGGGCAUCAAUUCCUUGGAGCUGGAAGCCUUGCGACUGCGACAUCAAAUGCAAGCACAGGAUGCGCUCCAUGAGGAAAGUCAAACUGAAAGUAUUGUGGACAUAACCUCAGCCUCCAGCGUGGAUACGCCGAUUAUAAAGAUAGUAGAGAAUAAGGAUACGCAGGCACAGGAUGAUGAUGACAGCAGCGAUGAGUUUGGUAAUGCCAAGAAACCCGUCUACAAGGAUCGCUUUCGUAGUCGUCGACGCGCCUCCAUAGCACCGCUGCCCGCUCUGCGACUGAACAGCAAAGAAAUGUUAGCGAGUGACUUUGAUACGCAAAGUCUAGCGAGUAAUCAGGCAUCGAUAACGAGUGUUAACUCGCUGGCCAGUUUGCUGCGUGAGAAGAUGCAGGCCUUUCCACAGCUCAUACGCAAAAAGAAGCGCGAGACGAAGGACUAUAAAAUAAAAAUCUUUGUAAUUUUGAUGUUUUUUAUUAUAAUUUUUCUGAUUGGCUAUGCGUAUGUGGCCUAUCAUCAGCAGGUGCUCACGCGUAGCUACUUUGAGAAGAUCAAGUUCAAUUCCAAAGAUCGCAUACUGCGCAUACUCAGCCAUGAGGACAAGGAGGUCAUCUUUGGUCAGCUAGGCGUAACGCUGAAUAGUGACUCGUCGCCCUUUCAUUGCCUGGAGGAUCAAAGGCGCAACGAUGGCAGCGUUUGCAUUGAGUGGAAUGGCAUUGCACGUUUGCAUAUGAAUUUCGAGGAUAAGAAAGUCUUUCGUUGUUAUACAAUGCAGUGGCAGGCACUCGCGCCCGGCGUACAGCCCACGGAUUGCUAUGAACUCAAGCGCGACAAUGGACUUUGGUUUGGCGGCGGCAUUACGAAAGGUCAAGAAUGGUCGCUCAGCUAUGCAAACUUUGACUUUAUGCCCUAUGCCAGCGGCGAUAGCAAAGUGCAUCAGUUUGGCAAUGGCGUCAAGCGUUACUUUAUUAACUCCAUAGGCGUGGCACUGCAGGUGAACGAGCGCACACCGCUGCAGCUGGGCAUCAAUCGCACUGAGAAUCAGUUUUGCCUGCGAGCUGCAAACGAUGAUUUCACAUUCGUAAAUCGCUUGACGCCGCUGCCCCAAUUGGAUUAUAAGAUUUGCACCACGGAGGAUAUGCGUAGUCUGCAUAUGCUGAUGACACAGCAGAGUCUGUGGGAUGGCCUUAAGGAGCAGGAUAUCAGUGAGUUGCAUUCGCUGCUGGAGGAACCUGUCUGGCAAAUACCCACGGGCACACAAGCGGACUCGUUAAACGAAUCGUUGAUCAUAGACUAUGCAGAGAAUGCAAUUGCUCUGGGCUUGGGACAUAUUGUUAUCAAUGAGUUUUGGCAGGAGAAUAUUGGCGACUUUACGGUGGACAAUGAGAGAUUUCCAACGCUUAAGGAGACGAUUGAUGUGCUGCAUCGACGCGGCUUUAAAGUUGUUUUCACUAUACAGCCCUUCAUCAGCACCGACAGCGCCAACUUUAAGGAUGCUGUCAGCAAGAAGCUUUUGAUCUAUGAGCGCCACUCGGAGCGCAGCAUUCCCGCUCUAACGCGCUACAAGAGCUGCUCCAGCGCUGGCGUGCUGGACAUAACCAACAAUGCAUCGGUGCCUUGGCUGUUGAGCAAGCUGGAGAACAUUAUGUCCACAUAUGGCGUCAAUCGUUUCUAUUUGGAUCUGGGCACGGGCUAUAAUUUGCCACAUUACUAUCAGUGUCGCCAGCCCUUGGAUAAUCCGGAUAUGUAUGCACGCAUGCUGACCGCCAGCUUGGAGCAGCCUGGUCUUAUGGCCGUCUCCACUGCCAGCGUUGUGCCCAAGCCGCCCACAUUUCUCGCCACGCCGCCUGCGAAUUCCACAUGGUCGGGAUUGCGUGAAACUUUGGCUGCUGUACUCAACUAUGGCGUCAUUGGCUAUCCUUUUGUGCUGCCCGGUGCCAUUGGUGGCGACUAUUUGCUGCCGCGUCCGCUAACCAAAAUGGUUUCGUUCUACUCGCUGGGCCAACCGCCGCUGCCCGAUCAGGAGCUCUUCAUACGCUGGCUACAGCUCGCCACCUUCUUGCCUGCCAUGCAGUUUAGUCAUCUGCCUGCGGAAUUUAACAGUGAGCUGGUCACAAGCGUUGCCCAGACGCUGAAGGAAGUGCGCCAGACUGUGGUCAUACCACUGCUCAAGAAAUAUCUGAGUCCAUCGAUGAACGAGGGUUUGCCGCUGGUGCGUCCGCUUUGGCUGCUCGAUCCGCAUGAUCCCGCUUGUCUGAUAGUCAGCGAUGAAUUCUCUGUGGGUGAGGAGCUAAUUGUGGCGCCCAUUUUGGAUGCAGGACGCGAGGAACGCGAAGUUUAUUUGCCCCAGGGCGUAUGGAAAGAUGGCAUCGAUGGCUCUUUGCGCAAAGGCAGUCGCUGGAUGCACAGUUAUCGCGUUCCGAAAGAUAAGAUUGCGUAUUUUCGCAAAAUGCCGGACAAUACGCGUUUUUGAUUGCAACACUCAUACAUAUAUGAUUUAAAUAUAAAUGUUUAUUAUUAUGCGCUACACAAACAAAUACAUAGACGUUAAACGAUAAUUGAUAAUACUAGCAUAUAUAUUAACAAAAAAUUGGCCUAAACACUAGAAAUUAGGUACUAGACUUGAAUUUUGUUGCUGCUGCUGCUGCUGUUGUUGUUGUUUCGAACGAUGUUUAUUAAUCGAUACUAUCGAUAUUUAUUUUGUAUAAUAUUUAUAUAAAUUAAGUACAGCUGGCGAAUGUGCGGCAGGCA
Messenger RNA from Drosophila busckii, 3148 nucleotides. RefSeq names its product myogenesis-regulating glycosidase. Gene Ontology annotation, biological process: carbohydrate metabolic process. The transcript is spliced from 8 exons. Bases 78 to 2870 code for a protein of 930 amino acids. Gene Ontology annotation, molecular function: hydrolase activity, hydrolyzing O-glycosyl compounds. Lineage: Eukaryota; Metazoa; Arthropoda; Insecta; Diptera; Drosophilidae. The record is from RefSeq and is a predicted model, not a curated record.